Branchiostoma belcheri (Belcher's lancelet) is the source of this 4461-nucleotide messenger RNA. Its product is annotated as cAMP-dependent protein kinase regulatory subunit-like. Gene Ontology annotation, cellular component: cAMP-dependent protein kinase complex. The transcript has 11 exons. Bases 241 to 1371 code for a protein of 376 amino acids. Gene Ontology annotation, molecular function: cAMP-dependent protein kinase regulator activity. Gene Ontology annotation, biological process: regulation of protein phosphorylation. NCBI's taxonomy places the organism in Eukaryota, Metazoa, Chordata, Leptocardii, Amphioxiformes, Branchiostomatidae. The record is from RefSeq and is a predicted model, not a curated record.
CGUGUUUAUUUUUUGUCAGCUUGUACACAUGCGACAAACAAUAUAGCACCCAAUCGCAGCAACCGGUUCUGCGUUAUUCACGCAUAUAGAAACAACAGGGUAUCUUCAUUUUAGUUACAGGAGUGUAGUCAUUGUAAAAUUUGCCAUCGUACGCGUAGAUAGGAGGGGUUUUGUGAAAAUUUUUAGUGUUGCAGCACAUUUUAUAUCCCUCCGCGACUGCAGCAACAGAUCCAUCCCAACAUGGCUUCCAGCAUGGAUGAGGAGCAGAGCCUGAAAGAAUGCGAGGCGUACGUUCAAAAACACAACAUCCAGCAGGUCCUGAAGGAUGCCAUCGUGCAGCUCUGCAUCACCAAGCCCGAAAGUCCGCUGGGCUUCCUGCGCGAGUACUUCGAACGCCUGGAAAAGGAUUCAGCCAACAAGUCCAAGCCAAAGUCUGGUUCUCCAUCGCCAGACGAGCGGGAUGACGAGAUCUCCCCCACGCCGCCCAACCCCGCCAUGACGGGCCGGCGCAGGCGGGGCGCCGUCAGCGCUGAGGUCGUGAAGGAAGAAGACCUGGCUUCCUACGUGAAGAAGGUUGUUCCCAAGGACUACAAGACCAUGGCUGCUCUUUCGAAGGCCAUCGCCAAAAACGUGCUGUUCAGUCAUCUGGAUGAUAACGAACGCAGUGACAUCUUUGAUGCUAUGUUUCCUGUUACCCACAUUGCCGGAGAGAGGGUCAUACAACAAGGUGACGAGGGCGACAAUUUCUACAUCAUUGACCAGGGUGAAGUAGAUAUAUAUGUUGACAAUGAGAAGGUGACGUCUAUUGGAGAUGGUGGGAGUUUUGGAGAACUAGCCCUCAUCUACGGCACCCCUAGAGCUGCAACAGUCAAGGCAAAGACAGACCUGAAAUUGUGGGCCAUCGACAGAGACACAUACAGACGUAUACUCAUGGGAAGCACAAUGCGGAAGAGAAAGAUGUACGAAGAAUUCCUCAGCAAGGUUUCCAUUCUAGAAUCUCUUGAUGAGUGGGAGCGCCUGACGAUCGCAGACGCGCUGGAGCCAUGCCAGUUUGACGACAGUAGUGAGAUUGUAAGGCAGGGGGAACCAGGAGAGGACUUCUUCAUUAUAACAGAGGGCACUGCGGCUGUCCUACAGCGCCGAUCGGAAAAUGAGGAGUACGUGGAAGUGGGUAGGCUGGGACCCUCUGACUACUUCGGCGAGAUCGCUCUACUCCUGGACAGGCCUCGUGCGGCUACCGUUGUUUCCCGCGGGCCCAUGAAGUGCGUGAAGCUGGACCGCGCCCGUUUCGAGCGCGUCCUGGGACCGUGCUCCGACAUCCUCAAGCGUAACAUCUCCCAAUACAACAGCUUCGUCUCGCUAUCGGUCUGAAGUCCCUCGUCCGCGUGCCAUAAACACGUUCGGAAAUAAAACCUCUAUCGUAUUACGGCUCGGAAAUAUAUCAACCCAGUCACAGGUCAUAUUUUCCCAGCACGUCAGUAGAGCGUGCUCCGCCUACACAAAACCAGAAUGUCUCGUUUACGGUCAUAUUUGCAUAUUUAAGGAUAUCCCAUCAAUAGUUUUCGCAUGUUGUGUCAGAAAACAUAUCGCCUGCAACGGGCAAAAUUCUGAUGCAACGUUGAUCAAACAUCCAACAAAAACUGCAAAAAUCCAGGUUUCGUAUAGCCGCAGUACGCUCUGCCAGCGUGCUUAUUUUCCCCUACUAGAUCAAGAAUUGUCCACAUAUAUGUUACACGUAAUAUAUAUCUGAAGUUUAUGUGCAAAAGGUUAUCCUGUCAUUUGUACACCAAGUUUUCCACUUCAUCGGAUCCUACGCUUACGUUUGACUACAUUUAGUUCAAAAGUUUUGUCACCUUCAUCGGGUAAAAACAGAAGGGAAAAAAUCUACUGAUCUGUGAUUUUACGUCCAACGUUCUUGAUAACUGUUUUUUGUUUUUGUAUCAGAAGCAGUUGUCACGAAACAAUAUGAUAAGCAAAUGUGCAAAAGUAUUACGUAGGUAUACAUGCCAAUAAUGCCUGUCCUUGUUUGGGUAAGGGGGCGAGUAGGAAAGAUGGUUAGGGAAAACGUUAUGAAAGCUGUAUAGAUUGGGGCCUGCUUAUUAUUUGAUUUGGUCUGGUGGUACUUGAAGUAAAAUGGUCAGGGCAGGGGAACUAGACUGUGUGUGUAUGCUAUCAGAUAGUGUUCUAUUUUUCAAAGAUAACGGACAGGCAAAACUGGCAGACAUUUCAGACGUACAAUAACAUCUAUGGUCAUUUAGACACCAAAUUGGAGUUAUAUAUAUUAGAAACACUAGAAAAUGACAAGCAUUGUGUUACUUUCUUAGUUCCUGUAUGGUUAUAUUUUGUGCUUUCCCUCAGUAAAGUUUUCACCCAAAUUCAGUGUUAGCGUAUGACUCCCCUAUUGUGAAGUGGAUUGACCCAAAAUCAGGCAACGGUCCAAGUAAACAAUGGCAGUGUUUAGACCAUUCCAUUCACGCACAGGGAUGGUUCAGCCAUUUAACCAGUUUUGGAUCAUACCAUUUCAUAAUAGGAGAGUGGACAAAAAGAGAUACUAUAUAGGUCAGAAAGGAAUUAUUAUUAUAAUAUUACUCUUUGUGUAUAAUGUUCUUAGUAUUGUGUUGUAUGACAGUAAGCUGUCUUUAUGGUGCAAGGUUUUGUUAUCAUGUAUAAUGUAUCUUGUACGUAGUGUAAAUGGCGCCCACAAUUUAUUUCAAUAUUAUCUAUAAAAGGUUUUUAAUUAUGUCUAUCAUUAUAUGGGUAUUACCAAAGGUAAAUGAAGAGUACAUGUACAUGUGCAAGUUUAAUUCAUGAGUGUGUGAUAGUGAAUUCAGUUGUGUCGUCGAAAGCUUUUAAGUGCGUACGUUGAUUCGAAAUGUGAUCCCUUGGUAAAUCGGUAGUUGAGCAGGCUCUGGGAUCUUUCUUUGAUCCGUCACUUGUGAUCCAAUCCCAGCGGUUGUUGUGAUCCAGCCUUGAUUGAGAAGGUAUACUGUGGUCCGACUCACAUGCAGAUCAAGCUUGCUGUGAUCUGACCAGUUAAAGUGCUGAUCUACCAGAUGUUUUGAGAAUAGAUGCAUUAACAUAAUAAGCUGGUUCACUGUUCGAACUGCGCAUGCAGUGUGAUGCAUUGUGGGUAAUAUGUCAAAAUUGAAUGCCCCUGGACUUAAUUAAACAAAAUAUGUCAUACUGUAUUAAGCAUGGUCCAGACAACAACUGUUUACAAGUUAGGGGCCUUUAUCUUUUGACCUCAUGCAUGCAUAGGUUAACAGUGUACCAUCUUACAUUGUAUAACGAAGAAAGGUGUUGUAUAAACUUAUGGCUCAAGGAUAAGGUUUUUCAUGAAACAUAAAUACUGCUCUAGACAUUGCCAAUCUUUGCCCAUAUAGGUAUGUCGCCUGAUAGUUACAAUCACAUGACAGCAUUCUUUUGGCAAGUAUAUGAACAUUGCCUACAAACUAUGGUACGUGUAUUUACAGAGAACGGUGUCUUAUACCGUUGAGAACGCAACGUCCCAAAUACAGUACGUGCAGAUACAGUUUGUAUCACCAAUCAUCUGUUCAAUUUGUAAAGCGAAUUGAUUUGAUGGCCCUACUUUCGGAGGACAAUGUUCUAUAAUUGUGAAAGAAUUUGAACAGAAUAACUGUUUUCCUGGUAAUGUAAACAUCUGGCAGAUUGGGUGGGAACUGCAAGUUUGGUAAAUCUGGUCACACGUCACUGAGUUUGGUACGUCAACAUUCCACGUUUCCAAGUGUCCUUUGUACGCUGUGGUCGGAGCGCAAAGUCGCAGGCCUCUGAUAGGUUGAAACAUCUCUUUGGCUCCUCGUUUUGUUGCUAGCUUCUUUAUCUGUGCUACGUUUUGUGACGUUCUGCAGAGACUCCAGUAUUCAGUACAAUUUUUAAGUAAACACACAUCACACAAAUUUAAAAGCACUUAUUUCUUUAAGUCGUUGCUAAACGUCUACAGGUAUGCUCGAAACAAAAGAGGCGUAGAUAUGAUGUGCCUAGAGUUUUAAUCGUUACGGAUACAAUUUACGAGUAAUUUCUGUUCAAGAACACAGAAGAAACGGUGUCAGAGAAAGGUUGUAAAGAAGAAAAAAAUGCGCUAUAUAGUGGCUGGAGGUUAGUAAAUGGUAGACAAAAUGUUCAUAUAUUCAUGUAUUUACAGUAUUGCCAGACCUCUACAUAAGCACACUACCACUUGAUAUGUGUCUGCCUCUUCCUGCAGAGCAAGAUAAAAAGGCUUAGUCCCCGAGGCUUUGCCAAAAAUAUACUCCAGUUCUCAGCUAUAGUGGCGAGUAGGUAGACAGUAGUUGAUUCCUACUGUUUGUUUUUUCUCAUGUAAGAGAGUCGAUCUUGACUGUAGGGUAUAUGAUCAUUGUACACAAUUCUAUGAUAUUACAAUAUAUUAAGUCUGUACAUGCACAUUAUUCUAUUAUUAUUGUCCCAAUAAAUGGUGUAUAUUCA